Podarcis lilfordi (Lilford's wall lizard) is the source of this 36777-nucleotide messenger RNA. Lineage: Eukaryota; Metazoa; Chordata; Lepidosauria; Squamata; Lacertidae. The record is from the annotation of a GenBank genome assembly.
GUACUUUGCCUGGCUGCGGCAAACGGGACAGGCGGGGCGGCGGCGGCGGCCGUUUUCCUGAGGGGAAAAAGAGGAGGAGGAGGAACCGGGAAGCCGCCGCCUCUCCUCCUGCUCCUCCUCCUCCUCUUCCAGGAGGGCGGCCGGCGCAGGGCCCGUCCCUCGUCGGCGGCCGUGCGGCUUCGACAGCGGCAGGGAUGGCAUCGCUGAGGCCGGGCGGCUGGGGCCAGCGGGCCUCCUCCCUCGGCGGGCCGCUCCUGGCGCUGCUCAUGCUGGGCUUGGCGCAGCCCCACCACACGCCCCCCAACCCCGGUAAGCGCCGCCGCCGCCGCCGCCUUCCCUCCCUCAGUCCUCCGUCCCUCCAGCUCCUGUCUCGCUUCGGGUUUUUGUUUCCCCCACCCCGUUUUUAUAAUGCAUAUUUCCACCUCGUGUUUUUAUUUUUAUUUUUUAAAUGGCGUGGCUGAAGGGCUUGUUUCGCAAAGUUAGUUAAUAAUGCUAAAGUUAAAGGCACGGGUUUUAUUUGGGGGGGGGGGUGAGGGAAGGAAAACGGGGUGGCGCCAUUGAAAAAUGUUUCGCCUGCCCCGCCUUUCCUCUCAGGGCGAAAGGUAGGUUACAGGUUUUUAAAAUUACAUUUAUAUGCCGCUUUUCCCCCUCCCAGGAGCUCAGGGGUGGUGUACAUGGUCCUGGGCGUGGCGGGGUGGGGUGGGGUUGAGGGGACAACUAAAGUAAAUAAAUAAAAACAAAAGUUGAGAAACUGGAGAUUUUGGCAGGUUUUCCUGAGCCCUUGGGGCUAAAAGAGAGUGCUGUAUUAUCCCAUGUAUAAGACUGUAUUUUUAAACCAAAUUUUUCAAGUUUGAAAUUGAGGGUCGUCUUACACACGGAAUGUUGAAAAUAUUUAUUUCUUAAUUUUGAGCUCAAAAAAUAAGAGUCGUCUUAUACAUGGGGGCAUCUUAUACAGUGGGAUAGUGGUGCCUCGGAAGACGAAAUUAAUCCGUUCCGCGAGUCUCUUCGUCUUGCGGUUUUUUCGUCUUGCGAAGCACGGCUAUUAGCGGCUUAGCGGCUAUUAGCGGCUUAGCGGCUAUUAACGGCUUAGCGGCUUUAAGAAAAAGGAAACAAACUCGCAAGAACUCGCAAGACGCUUCGUCUUGCAAAGCAAGCCCAUAGGGAAAUUCGUCUUGCGGAACGACUCAAAAAACGCAAAACCCUUUCGUCUAGCGAGUUUUUCGUCUUGCGAGGCAUUCGCCUUGCGGGGCACCACUGUACCUCUAAUUAUGUUCACCUCCGGUUACGUAUCCUUCGGGAUACAUGGCAAACCCAGAAGUAUUUCCCCAAGUUUCGCCGCAUGCGCAGAAGCACUAAACCGCGCGCAUGCGCAGAAGCGGCACCUCUGGUUGCAAAUUCCUCGGGAUCCAACCCAAGCACUGGAACGGAUCCGGUGCCCAACCGGAGGUACCAUUGUACAGUCAUACCUCGGGUUGAAUGUGCUUUGGGAUGAGCGCGUUCGAGUUGCGCUCCAUGGCAACCCCAAAGUAACGAAGCGUAUUACUUCCGGGUAUCGCCGCUUGCGCAUGCGCAGACGCUCAAAAUGAUGUCACGUGCAUCCGCAGAAGCGGCAAAAAGCGAUGUGCGCGUGCACAGACGUCCCGUCGCUGGUUACGUUUGCUUCUAGAUGUGAACGGUGCUCCGGAAUGGAUCCCGUUCGCAUCUAGAGAUACCACUGUACACAGAAAUAUACGGUACAGUGGUACCUCGGUUUACGAACAACCCUGUUUGCGAACUACAGUGGUACCUCGGGUUAAGUACUUAACUAGUUCCGGAGGUCCGUUCUUAACCUGAAACUGUUCUUAACCUGAAACACCACUUUAGCUAAUGGGGCCUCCCACUGCCGCCGCGCCGCCACAGCACAAUUUCUGUUCUCAUCCUGAAGCAAAGUUCUUAACCCGAGGUAAUAUUUCUGGGUUAGCGGAUUCUGUAACCUGAAGCAUCUAUAACCUGAAGCGUCUGUAACCCGAGGUACCACUGUAUUCAGUUUAUGAACUCCGCAAAACUGGAAGUAGUGCCCCAGUUUGCAAACUUACCUUGGUCUACGAACAAAUGGUGGAAGGGCACUGGCAGUGUGAGACCUCAUUAGGGAAAGCGCGCCUCGGUUUAAGAAAGGCUUCGGUUUAAGAACGGACUUCCGGAACGGAUUAAGUUCGUAAACCGAGGUACCACUGUAAUUUAAAACAACGGUUGUUGAGACACAUCCUUCCCAAUCUGCUAGACAGAGCCAGGCAGAGGAUGACAGGUGGGUCUCCUGCCACCCCCCCCAAAUAAAUCCUGUCUACACCCAUGUACAUGGCUCUCCCCCCACAUCCCCACCCUGCUUCAGCCUCACAACAGCCUUGUGAGGCAGGUUGGGGCUGAGAGACAGGCCCAAGGCCACUUCAUGGAUUAGUGAAGGAUUUGAAUCCUGAUCUCAUUCCCGGCGGCCUCAACCUUGAAGUCUCUUAGUCCGGUGCUCUAACAAUUGCACCACACUAGCGCUUUGGUUGCGCCGCCCUGGGAACAGGAUGUUGGACUCAGCUGGCCUUUGCUGGAACGAUUCAGCAAGGCUUAAAAAAAGAAAAUAUUAUUACAGUCUUGUUUGUCUUCAAUGGAAGUACAGCUCACGAAAGACAAAACGGAGCAGAUUAAAAUAAAAUAAAAUAUGUUUUAACCUAGCUUUUAAAACGGAAAGCUGCCGCCGCCACCAUCAUCAUUUUGUUUUGCAUGCCACCCUUUCCCACAGUUUCAAGGUGGCUCACAGAUCUGUGUAACCACGAAUGUGACAGAAGCCAUAAACAAUAAAUAAAAUUGUGUCAGCAAGAACGCAGCCAAACGGAACAAUUUCCACAUGAAUCGUAGGAAGAGCGAAAAAUAAAGAUACAAAAAAUUUAUACGGUAUCAGUGGUGGCAACAACAUCUCCCCUCCCCUGCCGCAAACAAAACCCCAGCCCAAGACCCAGAACAAUAUCCCAACCAAAUAAGAUAACUUUGGGGGGGGGGUUGGGGGUGUGAAGCUUUAAAUAUCAUCAUAUUUAACCCACUUUCCCAUCCAAUAUUCCCACGCUACUUGGAUUUCAAAAAGUUUUGCAAUGUCUCCCUAGAUUGACUCUUCAGCCUGGCAGAUGUUAAAACAUGAUAAUUUCCACCCUUUAUUGGGCAAGGUGGUAGAGAGGGAGGUGGAAGAGCUACUGGAAUAUAUGAAUUGCCUGGAUCCAUUUCACAAUCUGGAUUCAGGCACGGUUCAGGGACUAAAUCAGCCUUGGUUAACCUUAUGGGUGACCUGUAUCAGGAAUAGGCCAGGGGAUGUCACAGACCAUGGUAUACACUGUGGGAUGGGUAUUAGAGACAAUAGAAAAAGGUCAUGUCUGGAAAGUAGCAACGGGAGACUGUUUCAACUCCAUGGACUUUGUGCUGCAGUGUACCACAAGGUAAAAUUUCCUCCCCAAUGCUGGUUUUAAAAGCCUCUGGGUGCAGCCAUUAGGAGUUUUGGGGCAGUUGCCUGUUCUGGAUGGAGUUGCACUCCUUCUGAAAGAACAGGUGCAGAGUUUAGGGGUUCUCCUGGAUUCUUCUCUGUCUCUGGAAACCUCUGGUGGCCUCAGUGGCUAGGAGAGCCUUCUACCAGCUAUGGCUGGUAUGUCAGCUGCAGCUGUUCUUGAACAGUUAUGGUCUAGCCCCAGUGAUCCAUGCAUGGGUGACCUCAAGGCUCAAGCCUUGCAAUGCACUCUAUGUAGAGGCUUCAGCUGGUGCAAAACACUUCAGCUAGACUGUUGAUUGGAACAUACUAUCACUAGCACAUAACUCCAGUGUCCAAAAUUCUGUACUGACUGCACUUGCGCUCCUAGGUUCAGGGGUCUUGUACUAAUUUACAAGGCCCUUUACAAUUUGGGCCCAGGAUACCCGAAAGACUGCCUAAUCCUCUAUAAACUUCCUGAUCAUUGAGGUCAUUUUCAGUGGUCUCCCAUGGCUCGAUACACAGCUCGUAUCCCCCAGGAGUUAUGCAUUUAGCAUUGCAGGCUUAGUUCCUUUCUGAACUUCUGGCACAUAUUGAACACAUUUUUAUUCCAGCAGGCAUUCUAAUUGAAGUUUGGUUUUAUAGUGAUUUUCAUUUUUUCAUAUUUUAUCUUUGUAAACUGCUUAGAGGCUAUUGCACUUAAGCGACAUGGUUUAAAACAAACAAAUCCUAACGUUUCUGCCAGGGACCAUCCCCACAAGUGUCUGGCUAGACAGAUUUCUCAAUGGAAAAGCAUUUUUUCACACUUACUUUAUUUAUUCAAAAGGCUAUAUCCCAUUCUUGUGCAGAUGCAUUUCUCAAGGAAGCUUACAACCAUUAAAGUGUCAUAGGCUUUGUAAAAAAUAUAAAAUAGAAACAGGCUCAGCCAAAUUCACUGUACAGUAUAAAGGUAUUUUACCCAGCAAGACAAAAGUGUGCUGGAACAGAAAAGUCUUCACCAAACAGCAGAAGACAACAAGGGAUCAGAGCCACUUGGCCAUUAGUUUCUCUUUUAAAAACUUUAGCCCGUGCUUAGAGGCCCCUAGCUCAGAGGACAUGACAUCGCCCAGUGGUCAAGCAUAUGUUUUGCAUUCAUUAGGCUGUAGUCACAGUCCCUGGCAUUAUGUUUGAUUGUUGAUGUAAAAAUAUAUUUUUGGAACAUGAUUUUUUGAGUUUGUCAUUUCUAAAGAUUAGCCAUUAUAGUCUUCUACGAUCAGCCUGCUUGACAAAUACAUCGAUUCCCAGAACAAAGGCAAGUCGUGACCCACAGCCACAUUUGGGGGUGUCAGCGAGAAAGGCAAAAGCCAGUAGCAGUCCAGUAUCACACGCACUCCAGGGAUGUUCACAACAGAGGAACAAGACAUACCAAAGAGGUGGAGUAAAGAAAUUGUUCCAAUAUCUCUGCAGUGACUGAAUGCUUAUGUGCAGCAGCCUUAUAAGCCCCUUCCUAGGCACAGCUGUUGGACAUAUGAGCUAACCAAGGAUUUGGGUCUACUUGUGAGGAAACUGCUGUGCUUGAGUAGCCCAUUACUUCUGAGGACUAAGCCAGGCACCAUGGUGUCUGGCCACAGCCUGGUACUUCACCUUCAUGUGCUGACAUCCUCUUGGGCUUGGAUGUGACUUGGCUUCCAUCUCUGCCUCUGAGCCCAUUUGCAAAGGUGUUUGGGGUUUAUAUGAUGCCUCCGAGUAUGUAAUCUGGAAAGGAUCUGUCUUUGCAGAAUUCCCAGUUCAUCAGCAACACUGGCUAAACGGUGAAGCUUUCUCUCCAUGCUUUAUCUCUCACAGACGUAUCCAGAAGACAACCCUGGGAUCUGAAAAUUGACCAGGCUUUGCUACAAAUUCAUAAUGAGUUGCUUGGUGAGAACUUAACCAUCUCCUGGAUCUCUGAUUAUUGCUACCAGGUAAUUCGUACUCAUUGAUGGGUAGGUGGGAGUUAUUGAAUGCUGCCCUAAAACUUUCACAUUUAGAAAGCAAUGAUGCAGUAUAGUUUAAUACGUCGUUAUUUUCCAGAAUCUGACAUUUCUCCCCUAGGAAAGGAGGACUGGGACUUAGGACCAUGAAAAUUAAGAGGGGCCCUCCAGGACUCAGGGUUGUGGAAGAGCACCCCUGUCAUGUACAAUUUAACAAAAUAUCUUCACGGUAAAGGAAAGAAACACACAGAAGAAGCCAGAUUUUGGCAUUAUUCCCUAUAGUUGGCUCAUUAUAGCCAUGCAGAAGCCUAGUCUCAGCUCAGUAGUUAAGACCAUGCAAGUAUGGGUACUUUCCAGAAUUUUUCCUGAUUUGCAAAAUAAAAACUGGGCAAAGAGACAUGGCAUGGGAGGGUGCUUACUCAGGAAAUUGACACUGAGAACUGAAAUGGUUUAAUUUUCUAUCCACUCCUGUGUCUGUGGCCUGCUAAUGUACUGGAGGUAGAGUGAUGGUAAAACCACGGUUUGUUGAUUUAGAGGUUGUGACAAACCACAGUUAAGCUUUGUAUUUUUUUUUUAAUAAAUAUUUAUUAAAGUUUUCACAAUAUUACAUAAUAAAAAAGAAAAAAAACAGUUAAAAACAAUUCCAUCUUUUCAUCACUUAUCUUUCAUUUACUUGUUUCCCGGACCUCCUCAUGCCUCCCUUUUUUGUAUUCCAGUUCAAUUUAUUAGUUCAGCAAUUCCUUUCCCUCCUUAUUUUAUCCUGAUCUUUAAUCUUAAUAUAUCAUAGCAUUAAAUUUUUACCUAUUAAAAAUCCAAUUUUUCCAUAUUCUUUUAUACCAUUACAGCUAGAAACCACUUAACUUCAAUCCAACAUCAUUCUAACAUUCAUUAAUUUUGCAAUAUUUCUGUAAAUAGUCUUUAAAUUCACAGUUAAGCUUUGUAAACCAUGAUCCAUGUCUCAACUGAACCUGUGUGAAUGCUGAUAUAUUUUCAGUGGAGAAAAUUAGUUCUAGACUCUAAUCCCAAGAUAAUGUGCAAACAAACCAGUGGUGCUAAUGCACAUUUCAGUUAGUAUAACUCUUAACAUAGGAAACAGAUCACGUAGUAUUUUUUAUUUUAAGAUACCAUUGUACAAUUUUGUCUGAUAAUCAUUUCUUUUUUUCAGAACAAACCACUACUUUCCUUUAGACCAGUGGUUCUCAACCUGUGGGUCCCCAGCUGUUGUUGGACUUCAACUCCCAUCAUUCCUAGCCAGCAUGACCAGUGGUCAGGGAUGAUGGGAGUUGUAGUCCAACAAACAUCUGAGGACCCACAGGUUGAGAACCUCUGCUUUAGACCCUUCUAUUUGUGUUAUACAGUGGUACCUCUAGUUGCGGACACGAUCCGUUCCGGGGUGCCGUUCGCACCCCGAAAAGUCUGCAACUGGAGCGGCGCUUCUGCGCAAGCGUGGAGGGUGAUAGAGCGUUUCUGCGCAUGUGCGAAGCACGCAGAACGCUAGAAAGCCAGGGCUUUUUCAGCUGUGGCUCCGAUCUGGUGGAACGCUCUGCCACAAGAGACUAGGGCCCUGCGGGACUUGACAUCUUUCCGCAGGGCCUGCAAGACAGAGCUGUUCCACCUGGCCUUUGGCCAGGGCACAGCCUGACUCCCUCCUUCGGCAAUCUUCGCGGAGCUCUGGCCCAAUGGUUGCCAUUGGUUUGAUUUGAGUUAAUUUUAUAAUGAAUGAUUUUAGAGUGUUGUGUUGUGUUGUACUGUUGUACUGUUUUAUUGUUGUUAGCUGCCCUGAGCCCGGCUUCGGCUGGGGAGGGUGGGAUAUAAAUAAAAUUUAUUAUUAUUAUUAUUAUUUUGCACAUGCACAAAGCGUGCAGAACGCGUCUGCGUGUGUGUGCAGGGCGAAGCCCGGAAGUAUACACUUCUGGGUUUGCUGUGUUUGCAAGCUGAAAAGACGCACAUGAACCUAACGCAACACGAGGUGUGACUAUUUCAAAGAUGGUCUUUUUAUUGUGUCUAGUUUUGGUUACUUCUAUAUCUUAGUGUUGUUCAUUUUCCCUUAUUUUCCAGUGCUUGCCUCAGGAACUAAUUCCCAUCAACAAAACACCUGAAGAGCCUAGUGUUAGCACUGCUGCUGUGGAUUCUCAGCAUGCAGUCACCCUGCUGGUCAGUAACACGAAAGACAACAAAGAAAUUUGCAGGUCAGAGCCUUAUUUUAGUGUACUGUUCCUUGAAAUAGUUCACAGUUGCCAGCAUCUGCAAUGUCCCCAUGGCUCUGCUGUGGUUAUUUAUUUAGUGAAAUUACAGGCUUUAAUUUAGAUUUAGUGAUUUAGUGAUUUAGAUUUAGAUACAGUGACUGAACUGGAGGCCCCUCGACUGACUUCAGGUCCAGUGUUGGACCAUUUCGAUUGGAUACUCCCUACUGAUGUGGAUAGAUUCCUCCAAGUUGGUAGGCCCACCACCUGCCUCCUUGAUCCGUGCCCGUCUUGGCUGAUUAGGGAGUGUCCAGAUGUUGCGCGGACCCCCCUGGUUGAAAUUAUCAAUUUGUCCCUUGACACGGGGACAUUCCCAGGGGAACUGAAGGAAGCAGUGGUGUCCACUCUUAAAGAAAACUUCAUUAGAUCCCUUAGACCUAUCCAAUUACCGCCCAGUUUCAAAUCUUCCAUACCUGGGUAAGGUAAUUGAGAGAGCGGUUGCUGAACAGCUUGGUAGGUUUCUGGAGGAAACAUCGGCAUUAGAUCCAUUUCAGUCCGGUUUCUGUCCUGGUUUUGGGACGGAGACGGCUCUGGUUGCCCUAACAGAUGAUCUCCGUAGACAACUGGAUCAAGGCGGGUCAGGACUGCUGAUCCUUUUAGAUUUGUCAGCAGCCUUUGACAUGGUCGAUCAUGAUCUUCUGGACCACCGCCUCGCAGACGUGGGGAUACAGGGCAUAGCCCGUAACUGGUUGUGCUCUUUUAUCUCUGGUCGGGGACAGAGGGUGGCACUAGGGAGGGAAAUGUCGUCACGCCACACCUUGGUGUGUGGAGUGCCGCAGGGCGCAAUUCUCUCCCCGAUGCUUUUUAACAUCUUUAUGCGCCCCUUGCCCAGAUUAUCCAGAGCUUUGGGCUGGGCUGCCACCAAUAUGCUGAUGACACUCAGCUCUAUCUGCUGAUGGAUGGCCACACCGACUCGGCCCCGAACACACUGACCAGAUGCUUGGAAGCUGUGGCUGGAUGGUUUCGUGGGAGCCGAUUGAAACUAAAUCCUUCGAAGACAGAGGUCCUAUGGCUAGGUCGGGAUGGCAUGGGGAUGAGGGACCAACUCCCUUCUCUUGCGGGGCCCAAUUAGUGCCAUUGCCUUCCGUUAAGAGUUUGGGUGUAAUCCUUGACGCCUCCCUUUCCAUGGAGGCACAGGUUACAGCAACAGCCAAGGCGACAUUUUUCCACGUUCGCCGCAUCAAGCAGUUGGUCCCUUACCUUUCCCGCCCUGACCUGGCCACAGUGAUCCAUGCGACGGUCAUCUCCAGGCUUGACUACUGUAAUUCGCUCUAUGCGGGGCUGCCCUUGAAGCUGUCCCAGAAACUCCAGCGGGUGCAGAAUGCUGCAGCGAGGCUCCUCACGGGGUCUCUGCCAUGGGAGCAUAUUCAUCCAGUGCUUUUCAAGCUGCACUGGCUCCUGGUGGAGUACAGGGUCAGAUUUAAGGUGCUGCUUUUGACCUUUAAAGCCCUUCACGGCCUAGGACCCUCGUACCUACGGGACCGCCUCUCCCGGUAUGCCCCACGGAGAGCCUCAAGGUCCAUAAAUAACAACACCCUAGUGGUCCCAGGCCCUAAGGAAGUUAGAUUGGCUUCAACCAGAGCCAGGGCCUUUUCAACUCUGGCCCCGGCCUGGUGGAACGCUCUGCCUCACGAGACCAGGGCCCUGCAGGAUCUGAUUUCUUUCCGCAGGGCCUGUAAGACAGAGUUGUCCCGCCUGGCCUUUGGCUUGGAGCCAAUUUGAUUCCCUCCCUCCCUUUCUUUUUUCUUUUCCUUCUCCUCCUGCGAUGAGGCUACAUUUUAAUAUUUUAAUGUUCCAUUAUUUUAAUUUUGUAUUUUAUUUUUGUUUUUAAGUUGUAAUCAUUCAUCUUGUUUUUAUUAUUGCUUGUAAGCCGCUCUGAGCCCGGCCUUGGCUGGGGAGGGCGGGGUAUAAAUAAAAAAUUAUUAUUAUUAUUAUUAUUAUUAUUAUUAUUAUUUAAUGAAAGUCCAGUAAUAUACUGUAAUGUAAGCAUAGUUCCAUCAGUAACCAUUAUUGGAGAGUUUAUGUAAUUCUGCAGUAGCUGAAGCAGCAAAACCAUUAUGUGCUGAAGCAGCACAUAAGCGGCACACAAAACACUAAAAAACCAUUCUACGUUCUAAAUCUUAGGCUUAGUAAAUGAAUAGAUGCUUAAGUCAAGAAAGAACUUGGCAUAUGAAGUUGAAUGUAUGUAAAUACACCAAAAUCUUGAGGGAGAAUUUCCUGAAGAAAGAAAUUAAAUAUUAUAGCUUAAUCUAAGAAGAAAUGUAACAUAUGGACUUGAAUGUUUAUAAAUAUAUCAAAACCGUGAGAGAGAAUUUACUGAAGAAGCCUGAGACUCUUCAUGGGCGAAACAGGUGACAAACGCCGGCACCCUGUCUAACUCUUGUGCGUAACAUCACCAACACUUUGUUUGAUCCAACUUACCUUUGUUGAUAUCUACAGGAGCCUGGCUAAAGGAACCUUUAAAGACUGAAUCUUCCUUUUGGACACAAGUUGAAUGAGUUUUCUGUUUGUGGCUUCUGUAGUAGAUCUUGUACAUAGCUCUCUCAAUUUUUGCAUUAUUAACGUAAGAUUUAGAACCUAGAAUGGUUUUUUAGUGUUUUGUGUGCUGCUUAUGUGCCGCUUACUUUAUACUAGUCUACAAUGAGAAUUGGCAGCAUAGGUUCAUUUCUUCAGAAGCAGCAGAACUAGCAAAGGCAAUCUGAAUUCAUAAUGAGAGAAAAAGACGUAGGAAAUCAGCCCAGUGCUGAAGAACUUAGAUGGGAGCAUAGAUAGAAGAGACUGUAGAGGAGAAGAGUUGCAUAAUAUCAGGAAAGUGAAGAGAGGUAAGCAGAAAACAGAACUAAACCCAAAAGUUUUAGCAGAUCCUCUAAGACUCUACCCUGCUGUCAGCUAAAUGGGCACAGGUUCUAAACUGUUUGUUUUGUGUGUUCUGCAGGCCAUGGGGUGGGGAGCACAGCAGGCAUAUUUGAAGCACUGUUUCUACACAACUAGUGAUCAUUGGAUCAGCUGGCAUCAGGGUGUGUGGGGGUGUGCGUGCAUCAAGUCAUCACACAGCUACCUAUAGCAGAGUGUUAGCACACCAGAAAACAGUGGGUCAACUUUUAGGCCAUACUAACAUGUAAUUAUUUAAGUCUGGCUCUUUAAAGGUAUCAUACAUACUGCAUUGUGUUAGUGUGGUUUCAGAGGUAGUUCUAAUUUAAAAGUAACUUCCAGGAUAUUUUCCCUUUGCUGUUUGCAGGUUACAUUAUCAUUUUGGAGAAUUUGGAAACUAUUCCCUAGUGGUUGGGAAUCUCCAUGGCAGCAUCCCGAAGAUUUCAUGCAAUAUAACUGUCAAUCAGAGUCCUUCCAACAGCUACCUCCGUAUGUUGCUUUAUAUGUUUAUGGUUUUUUAAAUUUUUUUUAUUUAAUCCCAAGUAUCAAAACAUACUAAAAAACAAAAAUUGUAUAUUCUAAUUUAUACAGUGGAACCUCGUGUUACGGAUGGGAUCCGUUCCGGAGGCCCGUCCAUAACACGGAACUGAUGCAAGCUGAAGCGCCGUGUCUGUGCACGCGCACGGUGCGAUUUAGCACUUCUGCGCAUGUGCAAAGCUCGAUUUAGCAAGCAUUUGCGAGCGGCAAAACCCGGAAGUAACCCAUUCCAGUACUUCCGGGUUGUCGCGGGACGCAACAUGAAAACACGUAACCUGAAGCGGACACAAUAUGAGGUAUGACUGGAUGGAUGGAUGCCUCUGAGCAAAUUAAAGUUAAGGAAAGGGCCGUAGCACUGUGGUGGAACAUCUAGUUUAAAUGCAGAAGAUCCUAGGUUGAAACCCUGGCAUCUCCAGGUAGGGCAGCGAACGUCUGCUGUCUGAAACACUUGAGAGCCCCUGCCAGUCAGUGUAGCUUAGGAGUUCCAGAACCUUGGUCCACUGACAGUAGCUUCAUUCAGGUAGUCCAUGGCAUGUCUGCAGAAACACAAUUAAAAACCACACAGCAUCUAGCACAUCACAUUAAAAUUGCUACAAGAGGUAGACAAAUCAUUAAGUGGGCAAUCCAGGACCCUGGAUUAAAAAAACUAGGGCUCAUCUAAUAUCAGUGCCCCUGUUUGUAUGCAUAUUUUUUUUCAAUUCAGUUAAUUCAUUACAGCCUGACUAACAAGUCACUCCCCCUGCAAUCUCUAACCAGGAUCGUUUGCCCAGUUGUUGCUUUCCUGAGCAGAUAUUCCAGCCCCAGUUUGUGUUCCUGUGAGCUGUUUAUUGCAGGAAACAUCCUGAAAGAGGUGUAGCUGUAAUAUUGGAUCAUCACAGAGAGCUAGUCAGUGAGAAAAAAUCUAGCUGGAGAUGCUUCUAUGCUUGAGCAUAUCACACUUUUCCUCCUCUGUGUUUUUAUUAUGUUUUGUUUACUGUCUUGAGAUGUUAGCAAAUCUUCCAAUAAAAACUAGGCUGGGGGUGUUUUUAGUUUUCUGCAGAUAUGUGGAAUUCUGGCCCAGGAUUCUACUUUGCAAUUUGGAGUAAUUAAAACUUACUAUUUUCCUUUGUAUAGCAAUUUUUUUUGCAUUUCUCAUCUACGUGGGAUUCUUCUCUAUUCUGGCAUUGGGACAGGUUUGUGUGAAGUAAGUAAAAUGUCUUAAUAAGAUAUUCCUGUUACUUCCUUUUGAAUGUUUCUCCUGCUGGCUAAUUGAGAACAGUUCAUUUAUGCAGUCUGGGAAUAUGGCUUGUGGAGCGGUCCUCAGGCCUGUCUCAAAGAACAUUAGCUGAGAACCUGGCUCCUAAGUGCAAAAUAUAUAAUGAACAAUCAAAUUUCCCUGAAAAAUAAAGAACAGAGUAUCUCUGUUUAUUCCAAGCCUUCUUUGAACAAUGUUGUGCUGCCAUUGAUGACUGUCUAUGUGCAGCUUUUCCACCACUGCUUUUAUUACUUGCCUGGUGGAAGCACUUACCGCAAGACCUUUCUUGAUGUGUCCAGGCCUCCCUCUGCAUCACUUGCUGGGACAUUGUUACGAAAGUGUCCUGGGUGCCAGGGAUCCGGGUAACUGGGAUCCAGGGAUUCCACUAUGGAGAGCAAGAUGACUGCCCUACAUAAUUAAAGGGUCCUCUCUGGUGUUACAAAGAUGAUGAUGAUAAAAAUAAUAGUAAUAAUAAUAAUAAUAAUUUAUUUAUACCCCACCCAUCUGGCUGGGUUUCCCCAGCCACUAUGGGCAGCUUCCAACAGAACACCAAAAUACAAUAACUUAUUAAACAUUAAAAGCUUCCCUAAACAGGGCUGCCUUCAGAUGUCUUCUAAAAAUUUGGUCCUUUUGGACUGAUAUUCCAGAACAGGGAUGGAAGGCACUGUAAUCCAGUAGCUCUGUUUCUCUCUAGAUACAGUGAUGUUGCCAGAAACUGCUUCUGGAAGACAAUUGCUCUACCCCAUAGCACUUGAGCUCUGGUAUUCCACAGUGCUUUCUUUUGGGGGGGGGGGGCUGGGGGAGUCUAUGUGAAAUGUACAAGUGAGGUUAUUUAGAAAUUUGGAGUGAGGGUGCCAUCAAUAAGUUGGUGACACCCAGCUGGUGUCAACAUUCUACUAGCUGAGGUGGUGCACCAGCUUUGACACCUUGCACAGAAAUAACCUGAUCACUGUUGCCAGUGCUCUGGUAACCUCCAGAUUAGACUAUUGCAAUAUGUGGCACAUGGGUGAUGCUUUUGAAGGCUGCUUAGGAGGUUCAGUUUGUCUAGAACACAGUGGUUAACAAUGGACUGGGACUGGUCAAACAGGAAGCUUUUAAUAUUUGAUGCUAUACUGUAUUUUAAUAUUUUGUUGGAAGCUGCCCAGAGUGGCUGGGGAAGCCCAGCCAGAUGGGCGGGCUAUAAAUAAUAAUAAAAUAUUAUUAUUAUUAUUAUUGUUAUUAUUAUUAUUAUUAUUAUUACAAAUGUCACAAGUGGUUAAAUAACUUCGCUGACUGCUAGUCCACUUCAGAGCACACUUCAAAGCUCUGAAUUCAACCUUUAGACCCCUAUAUCGCUUAAGACCCAAUGACUUCCUAAUCCUACAUGAACUUGCCCAAACACAGAGGUUAUCUGCAUAUAUUUUUCUAUAUAUCUCCCCGCCUUCUGCUUUUGAGGGUGGGUUGUGGGGAAAAGAAUAUUUUUGGUGGGGGGGCAUCUUUUCCCAGAGAGCACUGACCUUUCCCUUUUAGUGUCUGGUGAAAACCUUUUUAUUAAUGAGACGUUUACAUUUUUAUUUCUUUACUUUUAUUUUCCUCUUAAGCUUGCUAAUACCACUGAUACUUUUAGACUGUUUCUGCCUUGCAUAAUUUGUUGUGUUUUUACUGUUUUAGUCGUCACUGUAAACUUCCUUCAGAUUUUCAUUGCAAAGUAAAGGACAGGUGAUCAAAUACUUUAAGUGGCUAGCUAGCUAGUUCAAUCACUGAAGGUGUUCAUAGUAAAGAAUAAAAGGGGACCUUUCUUUACUCUUAAUUCACAGCAUCGAACCAAUCAGAAACUGGCUUUACAAGAAGAUGAACCCUACAGAAACUGAUCGACUAAUUAAUUCAGUAAGUUCUUGGAAUAAUACAAAUUGUCCAUUAAAAAAAAACACUGUCAAGAAUUUGCUUUGAAGUUUGAGGGGUCAUGAAAACUUAAUCACAUUGUUUAAUAAUUCAGUUUUUUGCCUUAUAAAUUGACUGAGUUAAGGCAUGUUCACACAUGUCUGUUGAUUUCUUGAUGAGUGCAACACCAAAGUUAUUACUUCCAUUCUAGAAACCACUAUCACGGAUCAGCCAUCACCUAGCGUUACCUUAAAAGCAGUUGUUUUUCAGAGUGGCAAUGCAGUUAACUCAGACAUCAAAUGAUUGUACAUGUGUAUGAAUCAGGUCUUUUGGCUGAAAAAGAGUACCGAUUGCUUUUCUUUUUCUUUUUCUAUUUUUAAACUUUUUUUUUUUAAUUAAAGAUUUCUUGGUUUACAAAAGUAUGUGCGAUGUCUCUUUUUCCAAGUUACAUUUUCUACAGAUCAGUUUCAUUUGUUGAGACAUUAGGGUUACAUUAAGAGUACUGAUUGCUUUUAAGGGGUUUUUUGUCUGGUAAAUGUAUAUAUAGGAUUGAAGCCUGAAACUAUGCUGGCUACAAAUCACUAAUGUGACAUUAAUUUUGUUAUAGCUUUGAUAGGGGAGGGUAUUUCACUGAAAGGCUGUUUUUUUGUGUGUGUGUGUGUGUAAGGAAUGGUUUUUACCUUCCUUUAGUGUUUUUUUCUUUAUACAGGAAGCAGGGUAAGACCCAGCAUCUGAUCAAUAGCCAGCCCAAUGCGAAUAAUCAUAGCAUUAGUAGAUUCAUUGGAGUGAGUGGCCCUGUUGUGUGGAGAAAUACUUUUGUAGGUGUGGUUCUUUUCACCACAGCAGGAGCAUGAUGAGAGAGAAGCUGCAUUUUUGGAAAGGCACUGGACCCAUGUCUCAUAUUUGGAAUCUGGUAACGCUAAAGAGGAACUCUCACAAAAGACAAUAAAUAAAUAGAUGCCGAUAAACCUGUUCUAAAUGGCUUGGGCUUAUUCGAGAACAUCCACCUCAUUGUUUUAAUUUUUUCUUGUUUACUUUCUAUUCAAGGAGCUUGGAUCCCCAAGCAGAGCAGAUUCUGCUGGUGGCGAUUUGCCGGCUGGGGUAUGGAGUUCCGCUUCCUCCCUGCAGAGGCUUCGUUCCCUGGACACGUUUAGAGGGUAACUUUCAGCUCUGAAGGAUUUCAUACCAGAAAGCUUCAAAGACGUUUCUGUAAUGUGUUCGGGGAAAUUAAAACCAGUUGCUUUCAGAGUUACCGUAUUUUUUGCUCUAUAGCAAGCACUUUUUCCCCUCCAAAAAUUAAGGGGAAAUAUGUGCGCGUCCUAUGGAGCGAAUGCAGGCUCCUUGGCUUCAGCGAUAGCAACAUGAAGCCUCCGAAGCGCAGAGGGAGCGCUCCCUCCGCACUCCGGAGGCUACGCGUUGCUUUUGCUGAAGCCUGGAGAGCGAGAGGGGUCGGUGCGCACCGACCCCUCUUGCUCUCCCGGCUUCAGGGACAGCCGCCUGAAGCAUUUGGAGCGCAGCGGGAACUCGCGCUGCGCUCCGAAGACUUCGGGUUCCUUUUGCUGAAGCCGGGAGAACAAGACUCUCCUGGCUUCAUCAGAGAGGGAGAGCUGUGCAGCGCCCCUUCAGCGAAACAGGAGGAGAAAUGGAAGGGGCUCUGUUUCUCCUGCCGCUUUGCUGAAGGGGCGCUGAGCAGAGAGCGGGAGAAUUUUUUGUUCUUCCCCUCUAAAACAAGGUGCGUCCUAUGGUCAGGUGCGUCCUAUAGAGCGAAAAAUACGGUAAUGCUGUUUUCUGUGACAGUAGGGCUCAUAGAGAGGAGAAUCCAUUUGUGCUAGAUGCCAUGAGAAAUCCAGCAACCGUACAAACAGAACACUGUCUGUUUCUUAAGGGACUCAACCCAGCCACAGAUUACAUGCCGCCCCUCCCCAGUUCCUCUCAGCUCCAGCACAUGAAAGAAGGCAUGAUCUCUUGGUUCAUUCUCUAUCCCUUAACUGUGGGCUGUCCCCAAAACAUAGGAAGCCCAGGGAAAUGCUGGAAUAAAAUGGAAAACACAAACUCUGCAUUAUAACCUUCUCUUGGCAGAUGGAGAAGAGCAUUUGGUAGGAACUUUCUGCCUUCCGUAUGCAGAUUUGUUCCAUUCUCCCAUUUGUAACAGACCUGGGACCAAAAAACCGUGAUAGAUUUAUUUAGAGUCUCAGAACUUAAAGUCAGUUACAAUCACCUGCAAACCAACCACCGUAGAAGUAAUGAAACAAAAUAGUCUUCUCUUAACAAAGUACAUAGUUCAGUCGGAAGCAUGUGAGACUGUUAAAUUCAGGGUUGGGGGUUUGAGCCCCUCUCUGGGUGAUAAAUUCCUCCAUCACAUGGGGUUGGACUAGAUACUUGCCUCCUUACAAGGAGAUAAGGUUACAUCAAGAGAAGCUUCUGAAUCAUACCUUGUAGGAUUAAAUAAAUACUGUGGGUUUUUUCUGGGGGGGACCCAUACCCCUAAACAUUUUGUGAAUCUUUGUACUUUUGUCCAUUUACUGUAUUUAUUUUCCCAAUUUGAACUACAAAAUGGUGAUUUUCUUGAGUUGAAAUUAGAGUACCCCUAAACAUUUUUUUUUAGAAAAAAAGCACUGAAUAAAUACAUAAUAAUUUAGAAAUUUUCUUCUCAGACAGCGAUAGUUAACCAUUUUAAUGGUGAAAUAUGUGAGGUAGAUAAUCUUACUUUGCUUUCCCCUUUGUAGGUUGGCCCUUGUAAUUAUGGUCUUCGUCAAUUACGGUGGAGGAAAGUACUGGUUCUUCAAGCAUCAGAGCUGGAAUGGUAAAUGUUGUUCUUGACUUUCACUUCAUUCAUAGAAAUGGGUGUUGUUGUUUAGUCGUUUAGUCAUGACCGACUCUUCGUGACCCCAUGGACCAGAGCAAUCCAGGCACUCCUGUCUUCCACUGCCUCCCGCAGUUUGGUCAAGCUCAUGUUGGUAGCUUCGAGAACACUGCCCAACCAUCUCGUCCUCUGUCGUCCCCUUCUCCUUGUGCCCUCCAUCUUUCCCAACAUCAGGGUCUUUUCCAGGGAGUCUUCUCUUCUCAUGAGGUGGCCAAAGUAUUGGAGCCUCAGCUUCAGGAUCUGUCCUUCCAGUGAGCACUCAGGGCUGAUUUCCUUCAGAAUGGAUAGAAAUGGGUAGAGAGAGCCAAGCAUGCCUGAUCUGCUUUCUGGGACCAAAUACCAAAUGUCUGCAAGAGAAGCUGAGUGUGCAGGUAACAAAGCCCACGCUAGGCCACACUUGCCGAGGCCUAACUAUAGAUGGCAUGUAAAUGCACAUAGUUGAACCCCAACAACCCCCCUUUUCAGGAAAAGCUUCUUCAGGAGGGGGCAAUUUGUAGUGGAAAAACAGUGGGAGGGUGAGGGGGUAUUUAAGUCUUUACCUAUUUAUCACUUAAGGUAAAGGUAAAGGGACCCCUGACCAUUAGGUCCAGUUGUGACCGACUCUGGGGUUGCGGCGCUCAUCUCGCUUUAUUGGCCGAGGGAGCCGGCGUACAGCUUUCGGGUCAUGUGGCUAGCAUGACUAAGCCGCUUCUGGCGAACCAGAGCAGCGCAUGGAAAUGCCGUUUACCUUUCCACCGGAGCGGUCCCUAUUUAUCUACUUGCACUUUGAGGUGCUUUUGAACUGCUAGGUUGGCAGGAGCAGGGGCUGAGCAACGGGAGCUCACCCCAUUGCGGGGAUUCGAACCACCGACCUUCUGAUUGGCAAGUCCUAGGCUCUGUGGUUUAACCCACAGCGCCACCCGUGUCCCUAUCACUUAUUUGCUCUAAAUUGCUCUUCUUGAAGUGUUUUUAUCCUACGCUUGGAGGGAAAGCACACAUUCAUAGCCAUGCGGGAAGAAAAGCAGUGGUGUGUUGUGUGUGUGUGUGUGUGUGUGUGAAUUGGAGCAGAGAAUAAAAGGUUGGAACGAGUUACGGCUUGCCUGCCCAUUCUACUUCUCCACUACAAAGUCCCUCUUCCUCUAUUGGCUUUUCCUAAAAAGAAGAAAAGUGUUGUUUGAGCUUCGUUACACGCAUUUUGCUUGGAACAUUUAGUUAAACUCUCAGUUGCACAUAUUUUAGCAAGGGAAGAAAGUUAUUGAUAUGUUUUAGGUCUAAACAUUUGGUGGACCCAGGGACAAAGAAUUAUGAAGCGUUAAAAUCAAGAUGUGGGAAAUAUGGAAACGAGGAGGAGAAGCAGGACUAAGAUGUGGAGAUAUGCUUCAGAGAUCGUGAGGAGCUCCGAGAAAUUAAUAAAUACAAUUUGGACUAUAAUUUGAUCUUUUUAUUUUAGUUUUUUAUUUCAAUUGAAGUAUUAUGAUUGGAUAUAUUAAUUGGAUGUUUUUUUAUUGGAAAAUCAAUAAAAAUGGUUUAAAUAAAUAAAUAAACAUUUGGUUUCUACCUAGAGACUAACUACUAGUUGACCUUUUAUUAUGAAGUUUAAUUAAUUUCUCAUUUUCUCUUUAUAGGACUAACCGUAGCAGACCUUGUCUUUCCAUGGUAAUUCAUCCUGGUUGUUAUUAUGACUUCACAGAAGUCAGGGAAGUUUAUUCAGAAGAGACCCAUCUGGGGUUUUCUUUUACUGUAUGUCAGUUGGAUCAAACUUGUUUUGUCCUGGAUUCUCAACAGGUUCAAUCGUCACAAUUGUUUUUUAGAAUUACUGUAGUUUUUCUCACUCUUGUAAUUUUAAAGUAAAAAAGCACAAAUAACAGCAUGAAAUCUUUUUUUUUUUUUUAUGUUAACAUCUUUAUUGGGACAGGGAACCAUUCACAAGAAACACAGAUAUAUCUGUACAAUUUGAGGGUAUUUAACACACAUUUAAGUUCUAAUCUUCACUGGCUGUAAUUGUUGAAUGGCAAUGAGAUGUAAUUGUUGCAUCUCAUUGCCAUUCAACUCCCACCUUACAAUUUUCCCUUUAAUAUAAUUUCCACCUAAGAUUUCAUUUCAUGCAUCUGACAAAAGUGGACUUUAAAUCAACCAAAGCUAAUCUUUUAAGUUGCCGUAAGAAUGUUGCUUUUGCUGCAAUUUACCAACAUGGUUACUUCUCGAGAUAUUUUUUUAGACAAAAAAUCAGUUUUAAUAUAUUGUCACCCCUGAGAACUUAAAUGACAUACGAGGGGAAAGGGUGGUAGAGGAGAGGGAAAUUAAUUAAAGUUUUAGUUCUUGUAACACACUUGAAAACCAAAGCUUCCAUGGGUGUAGCCAGGGUGUCAACUGCCCCCCAUCAAAUAAAUAAAUAAAAAUAGUUUACUGACCAAUUGCUUCACAGAUAACUCAGUUCUGCCCCCCCCCCCCAAAUAAAUCCUGGCUACGCCCAUGAACCCUUCCCUACAAAAACCACUCCUGUCCCAUCAAAGUUGAAGCAAAGCAGGUGAACAUGUUCAGGGGAGGGCUGCUCCUGCCUGUCAUCCAGUUGUCUCAGACAGCUGAAAUGUUUCUAUCAACAGCUAUUUGCAGAAAAUAAAAUAAAAUAAUUAAGACAUAAGCAAAUGGUUAAACGGUCACCAAGUCGAGUUUUUUCUUCCUCUAGCUCCCAUAUUUCCUUUGUGCAUAGUAACUAGCUCAUAUUUCUUGUUCAAUAUAAAAGUGUCAGAAUUUUUGAGCAGCUAUCUAUCUAUCCUCCUAAUGGCCAUGAGGAUUUUACACCACCUCAACAGCAUGAAAUCUUAAAUCUUCCUGAAACAGGGUGUCCAAAAAUGAAUUAGCUGAUGUUUACAAAUCAGUUUUGAAAUCCUGAAAAGACAGACAGAUUCCUGCCAUACACCUAUAUACCGAUUUUCACUUUACAUGUUGUGCUUGUCUAUAAAUUCAAUAUAUAGCCCUUGGAAACAGUUACCAUGAAGAGACUGAGUUCUCAUGUUUGAGGGUGUAUGCUUGGAGUGAUGCGGCUCUGUUUUGUUCAUAAAAUUCAGGGAGACUAAUUUUGCCUUUUUACAGCUCCAAUUGGCAGAACCAUGGCAUUAUUUAUGAACACCGAUCGCCUUUACCAGUUUCUCAACAUUAAUAAAAACUGAUUUGGUUUGGGCUUUUUAAAAAACAAAUUAAAAACCGGAGUACAGAAGACAGACAGCCUGCCUGAAAAUUGGGAGCUGCCAUAUAUCCAACAGAAUUCAGUUUUCUGUUUAAUAUGUAUGCCAAUAGGCAACACAUGAGUGGGCUCACCUUAUAUAAGAGAAAAAGAUUCAAAGUCCUGUUUUAAAGACUGCCCGCACCUUGAAUAUAUUUUUAGUGCUUCUGCCUUCCUCAGUCAUACCCCCCACCCCACAAAAUAAGACCCUGAAUUUUCCAGUGACAGUCUUCCCCAACUGUAGGUCCUCAGAUGUUCCUGGACUACAACUCCCAUCAUCACCACCAUCCAGCGUGGCCUAUGCUCAGGGGUGAUGGGUGUUGUAGUCCAACAGUGGCUAGAGAUAGCUGGUCUAUGACAUAUGAAGGGCUCUUGGGGGAAAUAUGAGGACAGAAGCCCAGGCCCGUGUCAGUAGUAGUAAUAAUAAUAAUAAUAAUAAUAAUAAUAAUUUUUAUUUAUACCCCGCCCUCCCCAGCCAAGGCUGGGCUCAGGGCGGCUAACAAGCAAUAAUAAAAAUAAGUUGAAUGAAUACAACUUAAAAACAAAAUUAAAAUGCAACAUUAAAAUAUUGAAGCAUUAAAAUACUAAAAUGUAGCCUCAUCGCAGGAGGAAAAAGGAAAAGAAAAAAGAAAGAGGGGGAGGGAAUCAAAUUGGCUCCAAGCCAAAGGCCAGGCGGAACAACUCUGUCUUACAGGCCCUGCGGAAAGAAAUCAGAUCCCGCAGGGCCCUGGUCUCAUGAGACAGAAUGUUCCACCAGACCGGAGCCAGUGUUGAAAAGGCCCUGGAUCUGGUUGAGGCUAAUCUAACUUCCUUAGGGCCCAGGACCACUAGGGUGUUGCUAUUUAUGAACCUUGAGGCUCUCCGUGGGACAUAGCAGGAGAGGUGGUCCCGUAGGUACGAGGGUCCUAGGCCAUGAAGGGCUUUAAAGGUCAAAAGCAGCACCUUAAAUCUGACCCUGUACUCCACCGGGAGCCAGUGCAGCUGAAAAAGUGCUGGGUGAAUAUGCUCCCAUGGCAGAGACCCCGUGAGGAGCCUCGCUGCAGCAUUCUGCACCCGCUGGAGUUUCUGGGACAGCUUCAAGGGCAGCCCUGCGUAGAGCGAAUGAGGGUGGAUACCUUUUCAUUAUUUGUGGAUUCCUCUCCCACCAUUGCCUUCACCACAUCUGUUAGUGAAGGGCUCCCCAAAUCCCCUGCUCUUUGGACGACAUGCUUGUUAGAUCUGCCUUGAGCAGGCAUGAUUUUUUCCCCCCCUCUUCCUCUUGCCUCUCUAGGUUUGUGUUCAUCAUGGGCACCUCCAUUUCACUGUCGCUGAGUUCCAUGUUGAGAAGGGGCCGUUCCAAAUGGCAGCUGCUGGGGAAAGUCCUGUGGAGAAGCAUCCUCUUGUUUUUAAUAGGGGUCAUAGUUGUGAACCCAAAUUACGGCCUUGGGCCAUGUAAGUGUUGAGAGAUUUGCUUAUUUUCAUGCUGACUACAAAAUGUGCCGCUUCACUUUUACAGAGCUUCCCCUUGUGUUGCUUGCUUCCGCCUUAAUCUCUGUGGCAAAUCCCAUUAGAGUUGUAACGCUACUUCCCCACCCACCCCAUAUAUUAGAUGGGAUGAAAUGAUCCCAGAAGAAAUGAAGCCUUCUCAAGCUCCCACACAGUUCAAAGGAUAAUUUUCUAGUCUGACUUCCUGAAAGGUAGCGCUGAAGACUAGGGGCCCUCAGACCUAAAGGAUUGCAGAAACAAGAGAGUGAGGCCCUUUGUCUGAAUUUUUAUUUAGUGAAUAGAAUUUCAGACUUUAUAAUACAGUGGUACCGCGGGUUAAGUACUUAAUUCGUUCCGGAGGUCCAUUCUUAACCUGAAACUGUUCUUAACCUGAAGCACCACUUUAGCUAAUGGGGCCUCCUGCUGCUGCCGUGCUGCUAGAGCACGAUUUCUGUUCUCAUCCUGAAGCAAAGUUCUUAACCCGAGGCAAUAUUUCUGGGUUAGCGGAGUCUAUAACCUGAAGCGUAUGUAACCUGAAGCGUAUGUAACCUGAAGUACCACUGUAGUAGAAUACAGUACUGAAAAACUCAGCUUAACAUAUAGCAGUCCUCACAAGUGCAUAAUGUUAUUUAAGCUGGUAGGCUAAAUGACAGAGAAGCCCCUUAGAAGGAAUGUAUUUUUCCAGAGUGCCCCUUGGCUGAGAGAAAGCCAGACUGUGCAGCUUAGUAGCAUAAGGCAGUACAGAACUGGGUUGUCCAGAGGUUAUCAUAGGAUUAGACUCAGUCCCAGUUACUUCUGCAGUAAAUAUUCUGAGCACAAUUAAGGCGCCGAUUAAAAUAAGCAGCUGAAACAUCUUAAUAUGAAACUACCAUCUGCAACAGCAUGUAUUGUCUUCGCAUCAGAUCCAGAUUUGAAUCAGUUAGCUCCCUAAUAAUGCAGGACUUACUUUUACAUUGCUUUUUAUGCCUUCUGCAGUGUCCUGGGACAACCUCCGAAUUCCAGGUGUGCUUCAGAGACUAGGCUGCACAUACCUUGUGGUUGCUGUGCUUGAGCUCCUCUUUGCCACACCUGUGCCUGAGAACAGUGCUCUGGUAAGUGAAUGGCCGAACAGCUGGAUCUGAACAUAGGGGGUGAACAGAAGGAUGCUUUGGUCACAAUUGCCUGCAGCAGCGCAGUCGUAGUCUUAACUGAGGAAAGCUGAAAUGGCUCCAGAAGUAGAACCCUUGCUGUGCAUACAUUCUUCUUAAUGAGUGCUGUUAAAAAGUUACAUGAAGCACUGGACAAGAAAUAGAAGAUAAGGUUCAUAGGAACAUAAAAUAAGAAGCAGCAAGGUGAUACUAAAACCUAAACUCAGUACCCAAUGAAAUAUAAUGCUACCUAUGUAAAACAGCAGGACACAGGUGGUGCUGUAGGUUAAACCACAGAGCCUAGGACUUGCCGAUCAGAAGGUCGGCGGUUCGAAUCCCCGCGAUGGGGUGAGCUCCCGUUGCUCGGUCCCUGCUCCUGCCAACCUAGCAGUUCAAAAGCACGUCAAAGUGCAAGUAGAUAAAUAGGUACCGCUCCGUCGGGAAGGUAAACGGCGUUUCCGUGCGCUGCUCUGGUUUGCCAGAAGCUGCAUAGUCCUGCUGUACGCCGGCUCCCUCGGCCAAUAAAGCGAGAUGAGCGCCGCAGUCCCAGAGUCGGUCACGACUGGACCUAACGGUCAGGGGUCCUUUUACCUUUUUAUGUCAAACAGCACCCAUAAGAGGAUGUGGCAUGUAGAAGGAAAUUGUCUUUCAGCAAUAGCAGAAAUAAGCUGCACCUUCAUUCACUGCUCAGACACAGUUUGUGGUCCUAUAAAGGUGGAAGGGCAUUUAAUUUUGUAACUUGUUCUCUUUUUUUGCAACUUGUGCAGUGUCCCCUUUUUAUUGUUGUAUUUCUCUCCCACCCAUAAAUUAAAGCAAAUAAACAUAAAAGCAGCUAUACUUUAAUCAGUAGUGCCAACCAAGAAAAAUAAAGCCUUUUGCUGACAUUAUGAGGUGGUAAUCCACCUGCUUAAAGCCUAGAUCCAAUACCUAAAAUAGAAUAAAGAAAAAUAUCAUAUGAUGAAAUUAGAGCCUGUAGAAAAUGUUUGGGGGAGGGGUCACUUAACAAAGGCAUAGGAAAAAACAAGCCAGGAUGCUUUUAAAUAGCCGAGCAGUUGUGAUUAGUGGUGGUGCUUGUUCUUGAAGGCAUGUCAUCUGUUGGGUUACUCAGUCAAAAUUUACUUUUUCUUCUGUGUUUCAACAGGAAGCUCCAUACUCUGCUCUCCAAGAUAUUCUUCCAUAUUGGCCCCAGUGGCUUUUCAUGAUGGCGCUUGAAGCAGUUUGGCUGUGCCUCACCUUCCUGUUAAACGUACCUGGGUGUCCAACGUCAGUCAAAGCUUAGAUCUUUUUUUCUCUUUGUUUGCUUUUCUAAGUGUGGUCUUUUCCAGAUAUCUAGAGAACUGGUUUCAUUAGGACACCAGGUCACCCACAUUUUGGUGUCUGACAUUUGGAAAUCCUGAUGACAUCUUCCUUCUCCCCCACCCUGCCCCCAAUUGACUUGGAGGCAGAACUUGCUAUGACAUUUUCACCUGCAAGCCUGUUUGAAAUUAAUAGAAGUUGUGCAGUAGCACUACUAGGUCCUUGGGCAGCCUCUGCUGAUUUUAGCAGGGCUUAUGUAGGGGAAUUUCCUGGUACGGGGUGGGGUGAAUAGUGCCCACAGCUCAAUUCUGCCUAUCUCCAAUUCUGCCAUUCUUCAUCUACUACCUGUGGCAGUCACUUCAGGGUCGCUGCUCUUCUGUCAGGACCUCUGUGUGGAAAUGCUGAAGUUUGGUGGACAAGCAACACUAGUGGUUGCUGGCUCCAGGAUUUGUGCCCUCAGUGCCUUUCCCAAGGACCCACAAAUCCUGGAGACAGCGACCAGCAGAACGUCACGCUGCCUGUGACAUUCUUGGGUGCUCCAUGCAAAGUGAGAAUAGCAGCCAAGGUGGGUGGUGGGCUGUUUUCCAGGUGUGGGGUCCCAGCAAAUGCCUUGCCACUCUGAUAACCUGACAACUCAGGAUGCUGAUUUCCAGCCACACUAGAGUUCCCCAGAGUGCUGAACAAAAGGAGAGAAUUGUCUCUUUUCCAAUAACUCAUCUCAGGCCACUUCUGACCAUGUGGCUCACUUCCUUUUUUUCCCCUUCUAGAGGUUACCUUGGCCCUGGAGGCAUUGGAAGUUUUGGAAUGUACCCCAACUGUACUGGAGGAGCAGCUGCUUAUAUUGAUCAAUUGCUUUUAGGAGAAAAACACAUCUACCAACAUCCAUCUUCUAACGUAAGUGGUUGAAGCUUCUCGUGCACCCAUCGGCCAUCUCCAAAAUGAAUAGAUUAUCAGUGGCCUGCUUAAUUUUUUUUUAUCAUCUGGUUAUUCUUAAGAACAAAGUUACAUGGCAAAAUGUGGUGUGUAUUUUUUUAGUUCCUCAGCUCUUUAAUGCAGCUACCAGCUAUUUGGCGCUGCUUUACUUAGAAGAGAGGUCAGGGUUCCCUUUACCUUUACUUAGAACAGGUGCUGGGUUUAUAAUUUACAGAAAUGCAGUAUUAUUUUUAGUGGCAGAAGACAUGGCAUGAAAACACACAUCUGACAUCAGCUGAGGAGAUAAGCUUCACUCCAUUCAAAUAUGGAAUCAUGUUCUAUAAAUGGUUGCUCAAACGAAAUCAGCACCCUGUACGUUAAUUGUAGUAGCUUUAUAGCCGCACACUCCAGGAUUAGUCAAAUUUCACUCAUGCCAAAAAAUGAAGCAAGGACCAGGAGCAAAUCUCACUAAGGUCGUUUAUGCGGCCAAAUUCUUUACUGCAGUGAUGCCCCAUAGCCAAGAAUGCACAAGUGAGGCUUCAUAGCCAAGCCAAUACUGUUCAACAGGUUGUUGCUAUCACUACAGCAAUAUUGCAACCAUAUCAGUAACUCCAGUGAACCGACUUUUGGUUUCUUCAGUUGCUAUUCCAUCUCUGAAUUUCUGUGAAUGAGAUCAGUAAGGGGUGGGGGUGGGUUCUCAGUGCAAGUGUUACUUUCAAAGUGCAGAGAGUAAGUGCACAGGCCCCAGACUUUCCCCUAAUCUCACAGAGGGAUUUGGGGACAGAAGUAACAUGCAAGCAGACGUUUCUGAACAUUGAACAGUGAUUCCAGUGCUAAACCCAAAUUGCAACUGAGGAGAAUAAAUACCAGAAUAGUAUGUGGAAAAGGUAAGACAAAAAAGGAGACUCUAGCUUAAGCAGACUUGUAAGACUAGAAUAACAUGCACAUUUCCACAUACACACACAUAGCUGAUAAAUCAUAUUCUGAUUAAUUUUAAGGAAACUCAAGAGACACAAAAUAUGGGGACAUAGAAUUAUCGGACAUACAUAGCUAAGAGCAGUUAUGAACUCUCAACAUACGCAGACAAGAGAAAAACAACUGAAUCUUCAGCAGGAAAUAUGCUUAAGUUACAGAUUUCAACAGGAAAUGUGCUUAGGAUAUUUGGCAUGCCAGUCUGAAAAACAUCUAAAUUAAGAAAUGCGGAACCUAAUGCAGGGAGCCUUUAUACUGUGUUUGGAAACCAAAUUUGCUUAGCUUGUCUGGAACAAGCAAGGCAAGGAACUGGAUGAGUAGGGCGUGUCAUUUUAGGGGGUCAAACUUAAUUUUUGCAAAUUUCUUCAGUGAGGUGUCUUAAAAAAGCGUUUUUGGAUGUGAGGAAUUCAAAUGUGCUAUAAUUUUUGUGAUUGAACAACAUCUAGCUUGGUAAGUUUACAUUUGAUGAAGCAGCACAUAAACUGUUUUGGGAAAACCAAAUAAUUUUAAUUUUUUCUUCUGAAAAUGUCAGGUAAUGCAUAAAAUAAUAAUUAUAAUUAUAAUAUAACUGCAAGUACUUGGCAAUCAUUUUUAAUGAUUUCUAUGCAAUUUUACACACUUUUUACUUACCAAGCAAAACUAAAUUAUAUUAACCAAUAACUUUGUAUGUGUUGCUUUUUAUUUUAUGUUUGUUCCAGUUGUACCUUAAUAAAAACUAAAAAUAAUUCAAAUUUCUCUGAUCUAUCACUGCUUAGUUCAGAUGGCAAGGAAGGAUCCAGUAGACCCCAGGUAUACACUUUGAAGCAGGGAUACCACCACCUUGUCUAGAGAAUUGGGACCAUGUUAUAAAACACCUCGCAGAAAGUCUGCCAGCCUUUCAUAGUGUGCACUUCUUCAUUUAUAGGUUCUUUACCUGACGACAGUAGCCUUUGACCCUGAAGGAAUUUUGGGAACCAUCAAUUCUGUUGUCAUGGCAUUUUUCGGACUUCAGGUAGGAUACCUUAUUGUCCCAUUUAGGCAGGAAAGCUGUAUGGCAUAUUACUGUAAAACGCAGGUGUUGUAGUGAUGAAGUUCCUUCUCUACAGAGCAUAACAGCCCAAACCUAUAAACUUGUAGGGCGUACGAAUGGCUAUCCCAGAACAUCUCUCCAUAAUAUAGUCUUGCAGAUAUGACGCAGUGUUCAGUACCAUGGACGAUUGUCCCAGGAUAGAAACAGAAAGAAUCCAUCUCAAAGAGGACAAACAAACAAGAAGGGGGGUUAGAGAUUUUGCAUAGAUAUUUUGAAGCACUAUUAUUAUGUAAGACGUGGGGAGAAUGUUUGCAUCAAUAUCUUGGAAAAUCUGCAGAAUUACUGAAUUCUACUUUAGAUUUUGGUUGUAGUGCUCUUGUCACCAUUGCCCGCCCCCCCAAAUUUCAGUUAGUUAGUCCCUUUCCCUAUUUAAACCCAUUCUAGGCAAGGCCAAUGUGAGAGAGCCAGUGUGGUGUAGUGGUUAAGAGUGGUAGUCUCGUAAUCUGGGGAACUGGGUUCGCGUCUCCGCUCCUCCACAUGCAGCUGCUGGGUGACCUUGGGCCAGUCACACUUCUUUGAAGUCUCUCAGCCCCACUCACCUCACAGAGUGUUUGUGUGGGGGAGGAAGGGAAAAGGAGAAUGUUAGCCGCUUUGAGACUCCUUCGGGUAGUGAUAAAGCGGGAUAUCAAAUCCAAACUCCUCUUCUUUUCUUCAAUGUUCAUGUUUCCAACAUUUAUUUAUUUUUUUACUUCUAAGGCAGGAAAAAUUCUCAUGUUCUACAAAGACCAGCACAGACAAAUAAUGCUCCGUUUCUGUGUGUGGAGUAUAGUCAUGGUAAGUCUCAAAUGCUGUAUUAAUACAAUUCAAGUCACAAAUACCGAAUUAAUUGAAUUCAAAGUGUUUCCUUCCCAGUCCUUUUAAAGCUUUUUUUUCUUCUGAAGAAUUUAGUUCAGAAUAAUCCUCUGUUGAGUAUCUUUUUCUGGGAAUACCUGUUUCAAAACCCAUCAAACCUCAUUUUUUAUUGCUGCCUAAUAAAAAAGCAAACCUAUAAUUCAGUACAGAGUUAAGGCCCAAAGGCAAUGUUGGACAAUGGUCUAUAUAUCAGUAGUAGUAAAGAGCACGAAUAUAUGGAUGUUUCCCCCAGUGGAGGGGAGUAAGAAAAGGGGUUCCACUAGGAUUUGUUUUGAGACUGGUGCUCUUUAACAUGCCCACAAAUGACCUGAAGUUAGAAGUAAGCAGUUCGGGUGACCAAGUUUGCUGGCAGCACCAAUUUACUCAUGGUAGAUAAAACAAUAAUAAAUUGUGAAGGAUUCCAAUCUCUCUAAACUGAAUGUGUGACAAAGUGACAAAUACAGUGGAACCUCGUGUUACGGACGGGAUCUGUUCCGGAGGCCCGUCUGUAACACGGAACUGACGCAAGCCGAACGCUGCGUCUGCGCGUGGCGCGAUUUAGCGCUUCUGCGCAUGCGCAAGCGGCAAAACCCAGCAGUAACCCAUUCCGGUACAGUGGUACCUCGGGUUACAUACGCUUCAGGUUACAGACUCCACUAACCCAGAAAUAGUACCUCGGGUUAAGAACUUUGCUUCAGGAUGAGAACAGAAAUCGUGCUGCAGUGGCAGCGGGAGGCCCCAUUAGCUAAAGUGGCGCUUCAGGUUAAGAACAGUUUCAGGUUAAGAACGGACCUCCGGAAUGAAUUAAGUACUUAACCCGAGGUACCACUGUACUUCCGGGUUGCUGCAGGACGCAACACGAAAACAAAUAACCUGAAGCGGACACAACAUGAGGUAUGACUGUAUGGUUCAAUGUGAGUAAGUGUAGAAUGAUGCACAAUUGGAGCAAAAAAUCCUAAAUUCACAUAUACACUGAUGGAGUCUUAGCUGGAGGGUCCGGCUGACUAUGUGGAUAUCUCUGUAAAAAUACUGACCCAGCAUGUCAUAGCUGUGAAAAAAGAAAUAUAUGCUAGGGAGCAUCAGGAAAGGGAUUGAAGAAUAAAUAUGUCAAUAUCUGAAUUCCUUUGUACAGAUUUAUGGUGCAACUACACCUGGAAUACUGUGCUUCGUUCAUUUGUUUUAAGUCACUUUGGAAGUUUAUUAAAAUGAAGGGUAGCAAUUUCAGUACAGAAUAGUUCUGAUCUGGGAUGAUAUGCUUUCUUUCAUCCUUCUCCGUUAGAUUGCUUUGGCUGCUUUUAGUGUCAGGAUUCUUUUUUUACAGUUAAUAAACAGAAAAUUACCUGUUUUUCAGGGUGUUAUUUCUGCUGUAUUGACCAAAGGCACAAAAGACCAAGGCUUUAUUCCUGUCAACAAGAAUUUAUGGUGAGUAGAAUAAAAAGUCGCUUCAAUGCUGUAUGGUAGCAUUUGCUAGACAUUUCCUGAAUGGCUGUUUUGAAAUUCCUGCAGGUCCAUUUCAUACGUGACAACACUGAGCUGUUUUGCCUUUGUGCUUCUGCUGUUAGUGUACUAUCUUGUAGAUGUGAAGAAGGUGUGGUCAGGUGCUCCCUUUUUCUAUCCAGGUAAGUGUGCUUUAAAGGAAAUUGUUCUUAUUUGAACUAAGUAAAUACAGAAAUGGAAGGGGAAAGCAUGAAUACCCUGUCGGGUUUCUUUUUAAAACAGUGUGGUUUCCAAUUUAUUCCAUCUAAAAUCCUUGCUUGGUUUCUAAACAAUUCUGAAUUAAUUUUGGGAGUCUGCAAAAUCAGUUUUCUACCCAGAUUUAGUAUUUUCAGAUUAGACAUUUGCCAUGGUUGCCCCACCCCCCUUCAAUAUGUAGUGGUUUGCUGGUUGCACCCAUCAGUCACUGAACACACUCACCACUGCCUAUAGCAGGGAGUAGGCCUAGCGGUUGCUAAGCAACUGCCUCAUCUCCCUCAAAUCAGCAAAGCAUCCCUGUUCAGACAUGUGGUGGAAGCAGAAGUUCUUGUGGCAAGACCAACAAGCACAGAGUAAGUCCCUGGGAUGAAGGCCAAUCUAAAUGAUACGCAUCAGUAGGAAAGUCUGCUUAAGCCUCUCUGUUCUAGUCAUUCACUCAAAAUCAUCAUCUCUAGUCAGCUUCUCUAAGCAAGGGGGGAAACAGAGCCAUAUUCAUCCUCCUGUAGGAUGAGAAAGCAGAUGAAGUAUGUGCGAUUUUGAGCAGAAACCUGCUACUCUUCUACUCCCCGUCACAAGUUUCUGAUACUGCUUUUAAGUUUGCUUGGUUUAAAAAAAAUGGUGGGAGAUGGUUCUCACAACUGUCUAGUUUGACCCUGAAUAAACUGACAAACCAAGAAAAAUUAGGGAAAGGAUAAAAAUGUGAGUCUCGUGAAACCCUAAUGGCAAUCCUUUUGGGAGUCUCCUCCUCCCAUUUGCGAGAUAAGAACGUCAGGAUAUUGGGGAGAGACAGGCAGGUGUUUGAAUGGAAAACAUUUCAUCUAAUUGGGCCAUGAGACUCAGUGGUGGCAGUGUAGUAAAGAGAAAUGAGGGGAAACACAGAGCACAGACUGCAGGUUCAGGCAGCAGCCCAGAGUUCUUCUAUGCUACACACUGAUAAAACAUUUUUCAGCCUUGUUUGUCACUAAAACAUGGUGUCAAGAGCAGAAGACUACACAGAUAUGCCCCUAAAGCAUGUUCUUUUGCUCAACUCCACUCUUGAGUUUGGCAGCAACAGCCUACAUCACUUUUAUCUCAGGUCCAAAAUGCCAGCAGUUGUGCUUUGUAGCUUACCAAGUCCUGUCAUGCAGUAUGGCUGUAACAUGCAAUUUUUCUGAUGGCAUUCUUGGUCUCUUUCACAGGUAUGAACUCCAUUCUCGUCUACGUUGGGCAUGAAGUAUUUGAAAACUACUUUCCUUUUAAGUGGAAGAUGCAGGAUAAUCAAUCCCAUAGUGAACACUUGGCUCAGAACCUAACGGCUACAUCUUUAUGGGUUAUCAUAGCAUAUAUACUCUACAGGAAGAGAAUAUUCUGGAAAAUCUAACUGAAGAAGCCAAAGGAACUUGUGGUAUAAGAAUACUGGAUUAAUUACUCCCAACAUAUUGAUGUUACUUUUUUUAAAGAAAGGGAUCGUGUGUUUUGUUUACAUUCCAGGUCAUCUCGAAGAGACUUGCAUAUUUAAAAUUUGCUGACCGACUUGCCAUUUAGCUAAAUCAAGGCUUCUACAUAUUUAGUGUAUCAUUCCAUUUCUAACUCGACACACUGAACAGCUUUUAAAAGCUGAGCAAUUUGAAAGGACUUUCACAAGCUGAUAGUCGCUCUGUUACAUGCGUGGUUCAUAUGAAGACGCAGAAGAAAAUAAAAAAUAUUUUUUAAGAGACUGUUACCAUGCCAAACAACUGUGCCUGAGACUGGCAGAAGUCAACCAGGAACCUUUUCAUCUGCAUGCUGUUGCUGUUUGUGGGACAUUACUCAAAAUGAUAAGAGUGGAAUGAGAGAGUGUCAUUAAUAAGUUCUGGAAGCUCCAGCAUGGCUCCAUCCCAAGAUAGACCUGACUAGGCCAAACCAAUGAGCUCAGCCGUGCCUUUUCGACUCGCUAGCUUCCUUCAUCCUGAUCGCCUCAGAAAAAAACUGACCGUAAUUCCACCCAGAGUUAUAGAUUCUUUGCUGCAUGACACCUUGAGCUAAUGACCAUUCAUUCUUCCCUCUUCCAAGAUGCACAAAUGGGGAUUGUAGGAUCAUAGAACUGUAGAGUUGGAAGGGGCUCCAGGAGUCUGAGAGUUUAAGGCUGAAACCCAGCACCUUUUAUCAAAAACUUAACUUUCAAAUGCAUUUUAAAAAAACCUUUUUAUUUACAGUACACAGCUCAAAGGUUUUACUGAAUGGUGCUUGAAGUUUUGGUGGUAUGAACCACCCAUUGAGACUUUAGUUAACCAUGCUCAACUAGCACUCAUUCAGCAAGCUGAGCUAUGGAUUUCAGGGGAAUUCCAGUCCGGCAUCAAGGCAACCACAUGGCUCUCUACUCUGCUUGCCUGUCCUUAGCAAGAUGUUCCAGUAGAAAGUUCAUGGUACUCAGGUCAGCGUCUGAAGGAGCAAGAUCUUCUCGUUGAUGCAGAAUCUGUGCAACACGGUCAUCAGAUUUUCCCCACAGCGCGACACUUGGCGCUCCAUUGCCAGGCGGAAAUCCUCCUUUACGCCUUUGGUUAUUCCCCUGGUAACUGUGUGAUGCCUGCAAUUAUAAUACACAAAAUAAUUAAAACGGCAUGGAGCUACCAUUUCCAUUUAAAUAUUUUUGCAUUCUGUGUGGGUUUUUGUGGAACCUAGCUUCCCAGCUUAGCCUUUCUAAGAACAUUCAUUAAGAAAAAAAAGUCCUGUUCUCCAGGAAUGCCAUACUUUUAUCACAAAAUUAUACAACAAAUCUCCGCCUGAUUUUUAAACCUCUGGGCAACACCCUAGCAAGGGAGAUUCAAGGAUUUUUCAUGUAUAAAAGAACAACUGCUACGAAUGGUAUUUUCAUGUUGGUGUGUCAAAUAGUGAAAGAACCAACACAAGGUGCUUUGCCAGCGUAAGUUGUUCGCCCAAGGCAAGGUAAAAACAGAUUAAGAAAUGAGCAUCAUGCAAUUGCAGAAAGUUGGAGAUGUUAGCAACUAAUCUGAUCCCUGCCCAAAGACUAACUCUCUCUCGGAGAAAUUCAUUUGAAGCCCAGUAAGGCCAGAGAAAUCAACUGUCCCAUUAUUAUUGGUCAUAACACUAAGCUUCUUUAACAAAUACUACUACAGCCCCGAGAGCUGCAAAACUGCCCCAUCAGCAUAUGAGAAUGGAAUUUGCUCCCCCUGCUGCUGCAACUGACCCACUAAUUUUCAAGCAAUUUGGGAGGGAAGGGGAAGAUGUGCCUUCCACGGCUAUUAAAACAAGCAAAAAGGGUUCAUUCCAUGGAUUGGGAAUCAGGAUGUCAAUAAGAGAAGGAACUGUUAGAGCCUAACAGCUACACAUCUACUAAACACUGCUACAGCUUGCCUUGUGCUAAGUAGGACAUUGCAGAGACUUCCAAAAUAAGAAUGGGACACAGGCAGCAGGCAGGACUUGUAUAUCACCUAAACUUAUAUGUUAUUGUGACAAUCUUUACCCAAAAUCCAAUACACACUACCCCACAACAAGUGGAUAUAAGUGUGUGCACCCCCUGAAAAAGAUGGCUUCAUUAAGUAAAUUCAUCUAACUAGAUUGAAAAUAACUUUAACCCCUGCACACCUUGCAGCAUAAUCCUGACCAUGUCUACUCAGAAGUAAGUCCUAUUGAAUGAGACUUGCUCCCCCCCCAAAAACCUAGUAUUUUAAACGGUAUUACGCCCUGCUUUUUCAGUGCUUCCAUCUUGCCCAAGCAACGUUUUGAGAGGUGGGGACUAACUUCCUAUUCCUGUGCAAACUGCAGACAGAAAACGGCCAACAUAUUUUUGCAGUACUGAAGGAUUAUUAGCAGAAAUGUGCAUAGGAUGGAAUUUUUAACUGCUGAUGGCCAAAAAAAUCCAGAUCUUAGAGGCAAAGAAAACAGAAGCAAGCAAGUACAGGUGAGGGUAAAAGGCAAGAGAACCUAGCAGCAUAAUUAACAUAUUUAACAAUUGGGAGGGGCUUCUUUACCCAAAUUGGAGUAUUUGAAUAAAAUAACAGACUGGACUGUCCACAAAAAUCUACCUGGGGCACCAUUCUUGUUUGGUUGUAGAGAGACCCAUUUAAAAAUAGAGUAACAUACAUGUGCCGGUAACUUAUGGAAAAACAACAAAAAUGUUAACAACUGUAAAAAGAUGGCUUUCCAAGUGAUGUAAGGCACAAAUGGAGAACAAAAGCAUGGAUAAAAACUACUGAGUUAACAAAGGGCUGAUAACCAUGGGCAGUAAAACAUAUUGACAAAAAAGACAGCACACUAUGAGCAGGGUAAGUCCCCUGCUUGGUACCUGUCAGCAGUCUGCAUGCUGGGCUGUAGUACAGGCAUGAAUUCCUGCUGCAGUAACCCCAGCGGAGGGCUAGAAGUCCUUUAAAAAACAGCAAACAGCAGCAUUCAAAUACUCACACCAACUUCCCCUGUGCUACAAAAAUCAACGCUCCAGAGAACUAGACACAGAAAAGAGGAAAGGGGCUGCAGACCAAGAGCCCAAACCCUAGUCCUGAAGGCACACAAUGGAUCUUUCGUUUGGGAUUAGGAAAGCAAAACAAACUAAAUCCAGUAGGCUUGGGGCUCCCAAAUGCAGUAUUGGAGAAGCCACUGCAAGUUAAAAAACAAAAAACCAACGGCAUAAUAUGAACUACAUAAUAUGUUGUAUUUACAAAGAAUUGCGAACUGUGGCAAAAUAAUUCCUGCAUUAUGUUCCUCUGCGGAUGUAGCAACAUUUUAGCCUGGAGUCCCAGCAAAUGCUUAUGCACGUUAAAGUGAAUAAUAAAGUCCUGCUAUCCCCUUCUUCUUUGCAAAGCCUCCCAGGGAGGACCAGAGAAGCAGCAGUGGGUGUUUAUUCCUUUCCUUUGGUAGUCUUUUCUCCACACACAGGUCUGCAACUGUGGGGAGGGGAGACGUGGUAGUUUUUGGAGAAAAUGGACUGGAAAAGAAAUGGUUAAAGAUUUUCUGGCUAGGGGAGAAGCAUCCUUACGCACAACUGCAUUGGGGAAUUUACUUUGGCCAUGGGUCCAUAAGCAGCAAUUGGGUUUGUUCUGCUAUAAAGCCCCAGGGAUCGCUUUUUGCAAACAUAUAUUUAAAUUUAAAUAGAGUACAUACUCUGGGCGCAUUAACUGUUACAGGAUGCCACUUAAGUUUUGCUGUUCGUUUUGGUUUUCACAACUUAAGGUACAGACGAGAGCAGCUCCCAUAUUUGGCUUAUUGAAUCCUUUUCCAGCUUAAGUGUUAAUGUUACAAAGCAAAAAGCUACAGUAACUUCAAGGAGAUGCAAGUCAAGCAGAUAAAAGAUUGAGAGAUGCCUCAAAGUAAGGGGGGGGGGGAUUUGGCCCAAAUGGUUGUAUUUGGUGCAUUUUAAUCAAGAAGAAAAUAUAUUUCCCACAAUCAUUUAAACUAACCAAAGGGGAAUUAUCCAAAGGCCUCCAGAGAUGGGGCAACUAAGCUUUUUGUAAAGGCAGAGGGAAAGGGUGGGGAGUGCGCAGAGUGUCUCCCUGACGGGAUGAGCUUGCAAUUCUGGUGAGCCUCUUAAAACACCAGCAGCAAACAUGAAUCAGAACCACAAGUUAGCCUGCUUUCUUCUUCAUCCAAUAUAUAAUUAGAUUAAGUUGGCGGGAUGUGCUUUGAUAGACAUUUCAGAAUCUUUUCCAUUCUGCUUCACUACAGAUGCGCUGCCAACCCCCGAUAAUUCAUGGAAGAUAAAAGAACAAAAUCAGCUUUAUUUCAACAUAAAUUUGACCUAAGGGGAAUGCCGUUGCUAUAGCCCUGCGGACAAUCAGGAAAUUAGACCCGCAUGAAGUUCCCUUGUGGUCAGCAGACACACAAGGAAUAACUUGUUUCAGCUGAAGGGACAGCUGGCAGAAUUUUAUGCCCUUCUGGAGAGGGGAACUCUGGUUCUCAGAAUAUAACAGCAGGGCCACUUCCUCAAAUCCAAAUGCCUGGCACAAAAGCUUCAACAAAGAUCAGAUCCAGCCCGAGGUAACAGGCUGCAACUGAAAAGUGCAGAGGCAGAAGGAACUCAAUGGAGUCAGAAACUGUCCUAUUCUAGGGCAACUACUCAUGUGAUCACGAUCCACCCCAGAACAUGGAUCUGGGUGGGUUAGUCUGCUAGCCAGAAGGGAACCCAUAGUAAGCCCAAAUUAGUCAACAAGGGAUGUGAAAAGCCAUGCUGGAACCUCAGGUCAGGACAACUAUACAGUGUUACCUCUAGUUACGAACUUAAUUCGUUCCGGAGGUCCGUUCUUAACCUGAAACUCUUCUUAACUAGAGGCGUGCUUUCGCUAAUGGGGCCUCUUGCUGCCGCUGGCACAUAAUUUCCGUUCUCAUCCUGGGGCAAAGUUCUCAACUCGAGUUAACUCUUCCAGGUUAGCGGAGUUUGUAACCUGAAGCGUUUGUAACCUGAGGUGUUUGUAACUCGAGGUACCACUGUACCUUGGCUACACAGAACCUGCUACCAAAAGGCAGCAUCAGAGGCAAAGGCAUCUAUCCAAUAAAGUAAAGGUAAAGGGACCCCUGACCGUUAGGUCCAGUCGUAGCCGACUCUGGGAUUGCGGCGCUCAUCUCACUUUAUUGGCCGAGGGAGCUGGCGUACAGCUUCCGGGUCAUGUGGCCAGCAUGACUAAGCCGCUUCUGGCAAACCAGAGCAGCGCUCAGAAACACCAUUUACCUUCCUGCUGGAGCGGUACCUAUUUAUCUACUUGCACUUUGACGUGCUUUCGAACUGCUAGCUUGGCAGGAGCAGGGACCGAGCAACAGGAGCUCACCCCGUCGCGGGGAUUCGAACCGCCGACCUUCUGAUCGGCAAGCCCUAGGCUCUGUGGUUUAACCCACAGCACAGGUUGCUGUCACCUCGUUAGCUUCCAGAAGGGAACUGGUGCUCAAGGUGGGUGGUGUAGCUGUGCUAGGGACGGAGCAGGCAACAUUAUUCACUGGCAGAGAAAGACUGAUCUGUACCCAUUCAGUUAUCUCUCUAAUACUUGAUCUGGCAAUUUUAACCCCCGGGAUCUGGGUUUGAGACAGUCAGAAUGUCAUGUGUACAUUUGGCAUGACGUUUCCGUGACACAUAUUUCUUCUUGGGAUAGAAGAGAUGGGGAGAAGUUUGGCAGAAUUGACUCCUGACUCCGGUGAUAAAGACAGAGUGCAAGUCUUCUGUGUCUUGCUCCCGAGGACAUCCUCUUCUAGCGUAACGGGAUGGACUGUGACAGGUCCC